Molecule: messenger RNA, 1467 nt
Organism: Ilex paraguariensis (yerba mate)
Lineage: Eukaryota; Viridiplantae; Streptophyta; Magnoliopsida; Aquifoliales; Aquifoliaceae
Source: the annotation of a GenBank genome assembly
AUGGCAAAUAACGGGAAUUCUAAGCUGAAGAUUGUUACUGGUGACGCUGGUUAUGUCCUCGAGGACGUUCCUCAUUUCACAGAUUACAUUCCCGACCUUCAUACUUAUCCAAACCCGUUGCAAGACAAUCCUGCAUACUCUGUUGUCAAGCAGUAUUUUGUCAAUGACGAUGAUACUGUUGCCCAAAAGAUCGUUGUACACAAGAAUAGUCCAAGAGGAACACAUUUUAGACGUGCUGGACCCCGUCAAAGGGUUUAUUUUGAGUCUGAUGAAGUACAUGCAUGUAUUGUUACAUGUGGUGGCUUAUGCCCUGGCAUCAACACAGUGAUCCGGGAAAUAGUAUGUGGCCUCUACAAUAUGUAUGGCGUUAAGAGGGUUGAGGGGAUAGAGGGAGGAUACCGAGGUUUUUAUGCUAGAAAUACAAUCCCUUUAACGCCCAAGAUUGUGAAUGAUAUCCAUAAACGUGGUGGAACUAUUAUUGGAACAUCACGAGGUGGUCAUGAUACCACAAAGAUAGUUGACAGCAUUCAAGACAGGGGAAUUAAUCAGGUUUAUAUAAUUGGAGGAGAUGGGACGCAGAAAGGGGCAGCUGUGAUUUAUGAGGAAAUUAGAAGGCGUGGUCUCCAAGUUGCGGUUGCUGGGAUCCCCAAAACUAUUGAUAAUGACAUUCCAGUAAUUGACAAGUCUUUCGGCUUUGAUACUGCCGUUGAGGAAGCUCAACGUGCUAUUAAUGCAGCUCAUGUUGAAGCUACAAGUUCUGAAAAUGGUAUUGGCCUUGUGAAGUUAAUGGGCCGCUACAGUGGGUUUAUUGCUAUGUAUGCUACGCUUGCCAGCCGAGAUGUUGACUGUUGCUUGAUUCCGGAGUCACCCUUUUAUCUUGAAGGAGCAGGUGGACUUUUUGAAUAUAUAGAGAAACGACUCAAAGAAAAUGGGCACAUGGUUAUUGUCAUAGCUGAGGGUGCAGGACAGGAUCUUCUUUCUGAGAGUUUGCAAUCUACUGAUCAGCAGGAUGCAUCUGGAAAUAAGCUUCUCCAGGAUUUUGGGCUGUGGCUUUCUCGCAGGAUCAAGGAUCAUUUUUCAAGACGAAAGAAGAUGACCAUUAAUCUCAAAUAUAUAGAUCCUACAUACAUGAUCCGUGCUAUUCCUAGCAUUGCGUCUGAUAAUGUGUACUGCACACUCCUAGCUCAAAGUGCAGUUCAUGGAGCAAUGGCAGGCUACACAGGUUUUACAGUUGGGCAAGUCAAUGGCAGACAUGCUUACAUACCCUUCAAUAGAAUUAUAGAGAUACAGAACAGGAUUGUGAUAACGGAUAGGAUGUGGGCAAGGCUGUUGUCUUCAACGAAUCAGCCCAGCUUUUUGAGUGCCAAAGAUGUCAUCGAAGCCAACAAGGAGGAAGAACCACCAACUCAGCUGUUAGAUGAUACUUGCACCGAUAACAAGUUGAAUCACAAGGAGAUUAUGUGCUGA